This is a messenger RNA of Uranotaenia lowii, 1143 nucleotides long. RefSeq names its product myelin transcription factor 1-like. NCBI's taxonomy places the organism in Eukaryota, Metazoa, Arthropoda, Insecta, Diptera, Culicidae. The transcript has 2 exons. Bases 580 to 1128 code for a protein of 182 amino acids. The record is from RefSeq and is a predicted model, not a curated record.
AUGCAUUUCGCUCAUUCUUGCUGCUGCGGUGUUAAUACAUACGUCGACCGACGUGGUUGUCGCCAAAUGCGGAAAAACAUUGUGCCGUGAAAUUUUCAUUCGCGAUUACCGUCGCCGCCACCGGAGAAGUUUUGUGUGAUUUGUCAUUUUCAACCCAGCAGUAAGUUUCGCCGCUAGUGACUGGAAUUUUCCCCGCUGGACGGAAUAGCAGAAAACGGAAGUGUGCAUCUGUGAAUAGUUAGCAGCUUCCUCCUGUAGACGGCAACAGCUGGGGAUGACCUUGGGCCAAGGAAAAUAAUGUAGCUUUCGGGAAUUUGCGUUUUUGAAAAUUCAUCGUUCUCAGUAGGCCGCUAGAGUAAAAAAAAACAACGUAAAUCGACAAACCGUUGCCGAAACAUCAACAUCACGCUCGCUUAGCUCGGGGUGUAGCAACAAACGCGUGGGCGUUAAAAUUAUCAGUGCUCCUUAAAAUCCGCGAUAACAAAUUCGCUACAUCAAGUUAUAGGCUGUCAUUAACAUACAUGAAUUCAAAAUAGGUCGAAGCCAGAAUCCCACACGUUGACAUACUACCGAAAAAAAAUGGACCCCACCAAGACGUUCCCUCAUCCGGCGGCACCUCAACCGUCGAGAGAGCCGGGCGACGAUGAAACCGCACCACUGAUUUCAGAUACCGAUCUGUCGUCCCAAACGCUCGCGGCAGAAGAAUUCGAGAGUUGGACACUGGUGGACCGAUAUUCGCCGAAAAGUUCGCCCCGGCCGAAGAAAAUGGCUUCCAAAGGAGGCACCAAACCUGGUCGGGAUACUAAGGAUACUAAGAUUGAGCCCAAAGAAGAGCAGCAGCGAGUUGAACCCGUUGCUGACGACGAUGAAGAAGCCGACGAGGAAGAGGAAGAAUCGGCUGGAGAAGAACCAAAGGAAUCUGGCGAAGAAGCAGAAGAAUCGGAAGGUGAGGAGCGGGAGGAGGAAGCAGCUGAAGAAGCACCUAAACCGAGCGGUGUGGAAAGUGUGAAAGUGCAGGCACGUGACGCAGAAGAGCGCUCCACAAACGAUGACGUCACAGUGAAAAAGAUCAGCAAAAAGGCCACGCAGAGAGCCGUGGCUGGUGGAAAGCAUCUGAACGUUGAGUAAGUACCCUCAUAUGUA